AUGGCUGGUUUGGUAAACACUGAUUGGAAACUGAGAGAAAACACCAUCAAGCAUCGUACUGAUGAAUAUCCCAGCAAGGAACUGGUUGUGCGACGAGGACAAGCCUUUUUGAUCUCUCUGACAUCCAGAGGAGCAUUGCCAGCUGCAGACAAACUAACAUUUACUGUAGAAACGGGGUCAACCUGUGCUCUACAGGCAGAGACACGAGUGGCAUUUGGCAUCACUAGCACACCAAGCAGAAGAUCUUGGAGCGCAGUACAGACCUCUGCUGGUUAUGGCUCCCUGAGUGUCUCCAUUUUGAGCCCAGUGGAUGCUGCCAUUGGACGCUACCAGCUCAGCAUCAAGACAGACACCAGCAGAAGCACACUCCCCUCCAGCCUUGGCACUUUUGUGUUGCUGUUUAACCCCUGGAUGCCAGAAAGGUUAGAGAUAGGAGAGCACUGGCAUGAUGCUGCGCUACCUGGACAAAGAGAAGUGCUAUCACAGUACCUGCUUGUCAUUCAUCUUUCAGAGGAUGAUGUGUUCAUGGCUAAUGAGGCAGAGCGCAAAGAAUAUGUCCUCUCAGAGUUUGGUGUCAUCUUUUGCAACAAUGGAAAAACUUUACUGCCAUGGAAUUAUGGCCAGUUUGAAGAUGGAAUUCUGGAUAUCUGCCUUUCUAUGCUGGACAUGGGUUUAAAAUACCACAAGGACUCAACUGCUGGUGUGAGCCAACUAAGUGACCCCAUACAUAUUGGGCGAGUGCUCAGCGCUAUGAUCAACUGCAAUGAUGGAGACAGAGGAGUGUUGUUUGGAUGCUGGAAGGCUUGCCGUGAUGGGAAAGACCCAGGAAGCUGGUCAGGAAGUGUGGAGAUAUUGAGGCAAUGGGAAAGCUCUGGAUUUGAACCUGUCCGGUAUGGGCAAUGCUGGGUCUUUGCAGGAGUUCUGACUACGGUCCUCCGGUGCAUAGGAAUUCCCACUCGCAUCAUUUCCAACUUCAGUUCUGGCUGUGACAAAAAUGAAAAUCUGAUUCUGGAACCAUCAGAGAGUACCUGGAACUUCCAUGUGUGGAAUGAAUGCUGGUUUGCUCGACCUGACCUUGGCUGCAUGUACAAUGGGUGGCAAGUUCUGGAUGCAACUCCACAAGGUCGAAGUACUACAGAGAAAGUCGAGUGUGGUCCAGCUUCAGUGAAGGCCAUCAAGGAGGGAGAUGUGGACCUGCCAUAUGACACUGCAUUCGUCUUUUCAGAGGUCAAUGCUGACAUCGAGGGCUCAUUGGACACCAAGUCCAUUGGGCAAAACAUAAGCACAAAGGCUGUGGACAGCAAUGAUCGCCUGGAUGUCACUGAUAAUUAUAAAUACAAAGAAGGCUCUGUCAAGGAAAGGGAAGUAUUUGCAAAGGCUUGUGCCAAACUCAAUCUGAAAACAAACCACUCUGAGUCUGCCAGAAGCUUGAGAGAAGCUGCAAAGCCUAGUGUCUUAGGGAAAAUCAAGGUGAAGAGCCCCCUGGAGAUUGGCAAGGAUGUCCACUUGGUCUUGAGACUGACAAACCUUGGCUCUACAACUGAGUACCUAACACCCAAUAUGGCCGCUUGGUCAAUUAACAACACUGGGAAACCCAUUCAUGAGAUCUGGAAAGCCUCUAUCUUGGUGACCCUUGGCCCCAAAGAAGAAAAAGAAUUUCCUAUCAAUAUUUCAUAUGCUAAGUACAAGCAGUACCUGCUGAUAGACAACCUGAUUAAAGUCGCAGCUUCAUGGUCAAAAAAAGAGGGGGGAAAUGUGAACAGAGUCAUAAUCCUCGAGAAACCCAGCGUCACAAUAAAGGUGCUGGGAGAGGCAAAAGUGGGCAAGGAAGUGAAGGUGGUAGUGACCAUUGACAACUGUUUUGAUGAGGAGCUGAAGGAUGGUGUGCUGAAGGCGGAGGGUAGUGGCUUACUGGAAAAAACCUUCAAGAAAAAUGUACCACCACUGAAUCCCCAGGACAGCUAUCAAGUCCAGUUUAAGUUCUUUCCCAGAAAAAGUGGGACCAAGUAUCUGCUUGUCAACUUCUCCUGUAACAAAUUUAAAGACAGCGUAACCUAUCAGGACAUUAAUGUGGUCGACUGA
Molecule: messenger RNA, 2082 nt
Organism: Podarcis raffonei (Aeolian wall lizard)
Lineage: Eukaryota; Metazoa; Chordata; Lepidosauria; Squamata; Lacertidae
Product: protein-glutamine gamma-glutamyltransferase E-like
Exons: 13
Coding region: 1-2082 (693 amino acids)
Biological process (GO): peptide cross-linking
Molecular function (GO): protein-glutamine gamma-glutamyltransferase activity
Source: RefSeq, a predicted model, not a curated record